AAUGGACUGAUCAAAUGAAACCGGGGACUAUCGACGUUCAGCAUGUGGACGAUAGCUACUUUCCAGAACUGAAGACAAUGUGCAUCAAUGGCAAAUGUGCAAGCUGGGGCCAUAUCCACUCGUUGCUCCAUUUUACUUGAUUUCCUAGAAUGUUUUAAAUUCAAAGCUUUCAACUUCUGAAGAUAAGAAUUUGUUCCUUGUUUUUCUGAAAAAAAACUUAAAUGAUUUGGCUACCUACUUUGCAGCCACUAUGAGUAGUACUUUAGGUAAAGACAAAGACUGCAAAGAAAAGGACCCCAAAGUCUCUUUGGGCAAAGACAAGGAAAGGGAUACCAAGGCCUCUGGUAGUUUUGGAAAAGAAAGCAAAGAGAAAGAAUCCAAAACGAAAGGGAAAGAUGUGAAAGAUGGAAAGAAGGAAUCUAGUGGAGUACAACCCGGAGUGCAAUUCCAAGUGGACAAUACAAUAAAACGUCCAAAUCCAGCGCCAGGGCGUAAAAAAUCAAGCAAUGCCGAAGUGGUGAAAGAGUUAAACAAGUGCCGUGAAGAGAAUGCAAUGCGUUUGGACUUGGCCAAGAGGUCUAUUCACACGCUUCCAACAUCAAUCAAGGAACUGACCCAAUUAACUGAACUUUAUUUGUAUAGUAACAAGCUGCAGUGUUUGCCAGCAGAACUGGGAUGUCUUGUGAGCUUGGUCACACUGGCACUAAGUGAGAACUCGCUCACAAGUUUGCCUGACUCUCUUGAUAACUUGAAGAAACUCCGAAUGCUUGACCUACGGCAUAACAAACUUCGAGAAAUCCCUGCGGUUGUAUACCGACUGGUUUCCCUUACCACUCUCUAUCUGAGGUUUAACCGUAUUACUACUGUGGAGAAGGACAUCAAAAACCUAUCCAAACUUACAAUGCUGAGUAUCCGAGAGAACAAAAUUAAGCAGCUACCUGCUGAGAUAGGUGAAUUAUGUAGCCUCAUAACACUGGAUGUGGCUCACAAUCAGCUUGAACACCUCCCAAAAGAGAUUGGUAAUUGCACGCAGAUCACAAACCUUGACCUACAGCAUAAUGAGUUACUUGACCUGCCGGAAACCAUAGGUAAUCUGUCAAGUCUGAGUCGUUUAGGUCUGAGAUACAACAGACUGUCAGCUGUACCCAAGUCACUCGCCAAGUGCAGUGAACUGGAUGAACUUAACCUUGAGAACAACAAUAUCUCGACCUUACCAGAGGGUCUUCUAUCAAGCCUUGCAAACCUGACCAGUUUAACCUUAGCACGGAAUUGCUUCCAGUCGUAUCCAGUCGGUGGACCCUCACAGUUCUCAACGAUCUACUCUCUUAAUAUGGAGCACAACCGCAUCAAUAAAAUCCCCUUUGGAAUCUUUUCCAGGGCUAAAGUGUUGAGUAAGCUGAAUAUGAAGGACAAUCAGCUAACUUCACUUCCAUUGGACUUUGGAACCUGGAUAAGCAUGGUGGAACUAAACCUUGCCACUAACCAGCUCACAAAGAUCCCAGAGGAUGUGUCUGGACUGGGUUCAUUAGAGGUUCUGAUACUAUCAAAUAACCUUCUGCGGAAAUUGCCUCAUGGCAUUGGGCACUUAAGAAAACUGCGAGAGCUGGACUUAGAAGAAAAUAAGCUUGAAUCUCUUCCAAAUGAAAUUGCUUACCUUAAGGAUCUACAGAAACUGGUCCUGACAAACAACCAGCUGACCACACUUCCAAGGGGAAUCGGUCACCUGACCAGCCUGACCCACCUUGGCCUAGGAGAGAAUUUACUGACUCAUUUACCUGAGGAGAUCGGUACACUGGAAAAUCUGGAGGAGUUGUAUUUAAAUGAUAACCCAAACCUGCACAGCCUUCCCUUUGAGCUGGCCCUCUGCAGCAAGCUGUCCAUCAUGAGCAUUGAGAACUGCCCGCUCAGCCACCUCCCUCCACAGAUUGUAGCCGGUGGCCCGUCCUUCAUCAUCCAGUUCCUGAAGAUGCAAGGCCCUUACCGAGCCAUGGUCUGACCCGAGUCAAGAUGUUGCAUACACUGUACAAAAUAUAAAUUGCAUUAUUGUCAUUAUAUAUAAAAGCAAUUUUACUAAGACUGCAGUAUGUGUUUCUGCUAAUAGAGGAAUCGUAGCCAUUUAGAAUUUUUUAAAAACCUGCAAAGAAUUCAAGUGCUGGAUUGAGGUUUCCUCACAGAAUUAAAUGGGUGUACGUCAGUGUAAGCAGUACAGUUUUUGUGUGUGUGCGUGCGCGUGGGGAGUGGGGGGAUUAUCUUGUGAAAUCAUAAGCAUGGUUUUUGAUAGUACACGUUUGAGAUACUAUCUGCGUAUUUAAUACACAGCGUAGUAUUUUCUUUAUAAUUAUCUUCUUGUGCUUAAAAUGGCAAGUGUAGGACCAGGGAAAUCCUUGCCUCAAGAUGUACAUGCUUAUCCCACACUUGCCCCUUUCCUGCUGGCUACCUUGCACCUGCCCAAUCCUUAGCCUUUGUUUUCUCUGUAGCCAGGGUCUAAAUCAUUGCAAAGGGCUUGAAGUGUUCCGGCUCUGCCUCUCCCAGACUGAUUGGAAUCGAGGAGGAAAGGGAAAGCUUAGGCGAACAUUAUUAAAUGUCUAAUAAAUAAUCUAAAAACUUAUCAAAGGGUGAAGUGUAUGUGUGGUGUGGGCAGGAGGUGGGAACAAAGAGAAACUGAGGUGAAAAUAGGUGGAGAUGACGGGAACAGUUUAAGAACGUAUGUCAAGGGAUAGAACAAAACUUAAAACCAAAGAGGGAAAAAAAAAGGAACCUGCAGAACAUUAUACAGGUUUCUGUCACACGUAGGUCUUCGCUAUUUUUGAAAAAGACUUCCUGAAUGUUUUUGGGGAGUAAAUACUUUUUUCCCUCAAAACAUUUGUGUCAUUUCCAAAAAAAUUUCCAUACCUACUCACUCACUGAGAUUUGCCAAUUGAUUUCAACAGUGUUGAAACUGACAGGUGUACAUAUAAUGUGGAUACUGGUCAUGUAGUGCAUUGCUUAAUAGUUCUCCUAUAUUGUGGCGUCUCUAGUGAAAACAAUAUGGCUUUCAAAGUGGUUUAUAUUCCACUUCUAUUUUACCCCUUCCCUCUCCCCUUGCAGUGAGAAUAGAUGAACAGCUACAGAACUGGAGAGCAAUCAAUCAAGGAACGUUCUUGCACUCAGCUACAAUUGUCCCAGUGACCCAAUAAGAGUAUGUGGGGGGUGGGGGGAUGUCAAUGUAGCGAAGCAAUUAACAAGUACUUGUAAUACUUCCCUGUGGAAAAAAAAUAAGUCUUGACCGUUUGUUGUGGGGCUCUGGAUAUAUUACAUAUGUACCGUUACUCCAAAGCCUUGUGACACAACAACCUUUUUCUUCGACUCUUUCCAAGCAUGCCUGUUGGCCUGUAUCAAACGUUUGCUUUGUUAUUCCGGGGUUCAGUAUUUUUACCAACCCUUCAUGCUGCAUUGAAGCAUGAUUUUCUUCAUACUGUGUUUUUUGCUGCUGCUGCUGCUGCUGCUGCUACUGCUGCAUGCAUGUGUGUUUUUGAAAUAUUUACAGGUUUUGAGACUAUUGGGAGUAUGAACAAUUCCUUUCAGUCUCUUAAUGUCCAGUGAAACCAUGGUAAGGGUUAUGAUCAUUUGUUAGGAAAUGCUCUAUAAAUGAAGAAAUGCUUACUAUUAAUAUAACAAAAAAAACUGU
This is a messenger RNA of Callorhinchus milii (elephant shark), 3667 nucleotides long. It is a transcript of the gene shoc2, whose product is annotated as SHOC2 leucine rich repeat scaffold protein. The transcript has 8 exons. The record is from RefSeq and is a predicted model, not a curated record. Gene Ontology annotation, molecular function: protein binding. Lineage: Eukaryota; Metazoa; Chordata; Chondrichthyes; Chimaeriformes; Callorhinchidae. The coding region runs from base 251 to 1996 and encodes 581 amino acids.